Messenger RNA from Penicillium egyptiacum, 384 nucleotides. NCBI's taxonomy places the organism in Eukaryota, Fungi, Ascomycota, Eurotiomycetes, Eurotiales, Aspergillaceae. The record is from the annotation of a GenBank genome assembly.
AUGGUGGUGUAUGUAUACAUACCAGUACCCCUCUUUCGGACUCCCUUUUCUAUAUGCCCCUUUUACUACUACUACCUACCACCUCCCACCAUGGGUCACGAUGUCUCUAAGCGCACAAUUGUAGUGACUUACAAAGCUACUGGUCUUAGCACUACUACUAUUUCAGCGAUAUCUGGCCUUCCAAGGCGCACCAUUGACCGCAUAUAUGAAAGAGCCCUUAAAAAUGGCUUUGAUCCGAACUCACUUCCUUGGAAUCCUUCUGACGCUAUGCUAGCUGACGCCCCUCGCUCUGGGAGGCCGACAAAGCAGAUGUCACAAGUGCAAAAUCAGGUGCUGUCGAAAGUUCAUGCUGACCAGGACGGCCCCAAAAAAGACAUGCACUGA